Phymastichus coffea is the source of this 1535-nucleotide messenger RNA. RefSeq names its product probable galactose-1-phosphate uridylyltransferase (gene Galt). The coding region runs from base 315 to 1403 and encodes 362 amino acids. Gene Ontology annotation, molecular function: UDP-glucose:hexose-1-phosphate uridylyltransferase activity; zinc ion binding. Gene Ontology annotation, cellular component: cytoplasm. The transcript has 6 exons. NCBI's taxonomy places the organism in Eukaryota, Metazoa, Arthropoda, Insecta, Hymenoptera, Eulophidae. Gene Ontology annotation, biological process: beta-D-galactose catabolic process via UDP-galactose, Leloir pathway. The record is from RefSeq and is a predicted model, not a curated record.
CAUGUUAGUCCCGACAAACAUGAGGAUGUGUUGAUGCGAGACCUUGCAAUUAUUUUUAUUGUCGAUAUCGUAAAUUCUUUUUUUAUAGUUCUGUCAGUAUUAAAGCAUCGAUUGCAGUCACGCUGUGAUCUUCAGAUCUUCCAUAAGUGGAGAGUCAACAUAAAUAUCACUUCGUGGAUAAAGAACGAUUAUUUUAACUAAGUUGAAUUUAUAAGUCAGAUGCAAUAUUUGAUUUAUUAUAUUAUAUUUGCUGUAUAUAUAAGCAUGUAUGUCAUUUGAUCUAUUCUUUUACAGUUUAUAUUCUCUUACACAACAUGGAAAUUUUUGACCCAUCAGAACAUCAACAUUGUAGGUAUAAUCCAUUGCGAGGUGAAUGGGUUUUAGUAUCUCCUCAUCGAAUGAAACGACCUUGGGGAGGCCAGGUAGAACCAAGUAGUGAUAAAGAUCCCCCUGAAUAUGAUCCACAUAAUCCAUUGUGUCCUGGCAAUAUCAGAGCUAGUGGAUUGGUAACUCCAAAAUAUGAAAAAACAUAUACAUUUACUAAUGACUUCCCUGCGAUGUUAGAAAGUGUACCAGAUCCACCAAAAGAAGUUGAAGAAUUAUUUAGAACAGGACCAGCUCAAGGUACAUGCAAAGUAAUGUGUUUUCAUCCUAAAUCUAAUGUGACAAUAGCUUUGAUGAAAAUAGAGGAAAUUAAAGAAGUUAUUAAACAGUGGAUAAAUGAAAUACUAGAUCUUGGAAAAAAAUGGACAUGGGUACAAAUUUUUGAGAAUCGAGGAAGUUUAAUGGGUUGCAGCAAUGCACACCCACACUGUCAAAUAUGGGCAAGUUCAUUUUUACCUAAUGAACCUAGAAUCAAAGAUAUGAAUUUAAGAGAAUAUUACCAUCGUAAUAAGUCACCAAUGCUAUUUGAUUAUAUGAAAAAAGAAUGUUCUAAAAAGAAAAGAAUAGUAAUUCAAACAGCAAACUGGUUAGUUGUUGUUCCUUUUUGGGCUACAUGGCCAUUUGAAACAAUGGUUUUACCCAAAAGACAAGUCACCAGAAUGGAAGAAUUGAAUGAAAAAGAGCAAACAUCACUCGCAGCUGUCAUCAAAACACUAUGUAUAAAAUAUGAUAAUUUAUUCCAGUGUUCAUUCCCAUAUUCAAUGGGUUGGCAUGGUGCACCCACUGGGCUAGAGUAUGACAAAGAUUAUAGUCAUUGGACUUUUCAUGGAAUAUAUUUUCCUCCACUAUUACGUUCCGCUACAAUCAAAAAGCACAUGGUUGGAUAUGAACUUUUAGCUCAAUCUCAAAGAGAUUUAACUGCUGAACAAGCAGCUGAAAAAUUACGGUCUCAGACUACUAUACAUUAUAAACAUCCAGAAACAAGUUACAAUAAUGAGGAAUUAUCACAAUUUAUUUAAUAAAUAAAAUGGUUUUAUAUAUAAUAGUUGUUUAUACAAUUGAAAAAUUAAUUUAUAAUUUUAAUAUUUACAUGUUGUUCAAAGUGUAAUAUAAAAUUGGUUUUUAUAUUGUUGAUUGUUAAUGUUGUUGUU